AUGCAGCCGCUCAGGGAGAGGCUAGUGGUUAGAGGCGAAGCUGGAUGGAUGGGUAUGGGGAAAGGGGCAAGAGCGGAUGCCCUCCUGAUCCAAACCCUCUUUCUCUCUCUCUGCAUCUUCCCGACAGGGACAUCUCCGUGUAAAAUCAUGAAGUGCAACUCUGAGUUUCUGGCUGCCACUUCAGGGCCUCACCACCCCGGCGCUGAGGAUCCCCCCGAAUUCUGCACGGCUCUGCGCACCUACGCCCACUGCACCCACCGGACAGCCCGGACCUGCCGGGGGGACCUGGCGUACCACUCUGCCGUCCACGGCAUUGAGGACCUGCUGGCCCAGCACAACUGCUCCAAGGAGGGUCCCACCUCCCAGCCCCGCCCCCGCCCCCCACCCCGGGGGGACAGCCAGGAGCGCUCAGACAGCCCCGAGGUCUGCCAUUACGAGAAGAGCUUCCACAAGCACUCCCCCCCGCCCAACUACACCCACUGCGGGCUCUUCGGGGACCCUCACCUCCGGACUUUUUCGGACGCUUUCCAGACCUGCAAAGUGCAGGGAGCGUGGCCACUCAUCGACAAUAACUACCUGAACGUACAGGUCACCAACACUCCCGUCUGGCCCGGCUCCGCUGCCACCGCAACCAGCAAGCUCACGAUCAUCUUCAAGAGCUUCCAGGAGUGUGUGGACCAAAAAGUCUAUCAGGCGGAGAUGGACCAGCUGCCGGCAGCUUUCAUUGACGGCUCCCAGAACGGCGGUGACAAGUACGGUGCCAACAGCCUGAAGAUCACCGAGAAGGUGUCAGGUCAGCACGUCGAGAUCCAGGCCAAGUACAUUGGUACCACCAUUGUGGUGAGGCAGGUCGGCCGCUACCUCACCUUUGCCAUCCGCAUGCCCGAGGAGGUGGUCAACGCCGUGGAGGACAGAGACAAUCAAGGCCUGUACCUCUGCCUGCGGGGCUGCCCCCUCAACCAGCAGAUAGACUUGGAGGCCUUCCGCUCUGCCGCACCGGCCACCGAAAGCCAACCUCGCCGAAAAGGGCUGGCCUUCACCCACGACACGGCCACGGCCAAGUGCCGAGAGAAGCUGCCGGUCGAGGACGUGUACUUCAAGUCCUGUGUCUUUGACCUCUUGACCACGGGGGAUGUCAACUUCACCCUUGCGGCCUACUAUGCCUUUGAGGACGUCAAGAUGCUCCAUUCCGACAAAGACAAAUUGCACUUGUAUGGACAGUCCAGGAAUGCGGCUGCCUCCCAUCAACACGCCCCUCUUUUUGUUCUCCUCGCCACACUGGUGUGUUUGAGUCACUUCUCAGCCAUUGUGCUAUAG
This is a messenger RNA of Euleptes europaea (tarantolino), 1317 nucleotides long. It is a transcript of the gene RGMA, whose product is annotated as repulsive guidance molecule BMP co-receptor a. The coding region runs from base 1 to 1317 and encodes 438 amino acids. The record is from RefSeq and is a predicted model, not a curated record. Gene Ontology annotation, biological process: BMP signaling pathway. Lineage: Eukaryota; Metazoa; Chordata; Lepidosauria; Squamata; Sphaerodactylidae. The transcript has 4 exons. Gene Ontology annotation, cellular component: plasma membrane. Gene Ontology annotation, molecular function: coreceptor activity.